UGUUCGUGGCUUCCCCCCGGCCGCGCGCACGUACAGGGGAGGCCGUGCGUGCGAGCGCCGCAGUUUCUGCGUCAUACCAGAGGAGGACACGUAACGGUCCGCAAAGAUCGAGCCAGUCUUGCACCAUUUUCGCCACAACCCGCGUGAACAGGCCCCAGGCUAUUGAACCCUCCACAGUGCAGACACAGCUGAGCAAAUUUAAAAAUGGUGUUCAGAGGCACAAUAACAGAUGGUCCCAAUUUUGAUCCCAGCGCCGAUGCUGAGGCGCUCUACAAUGCAAUGAAAGGAAUGGGAAGUGACAAAGAAGCCAUUUUGGACUUGAUCACCUCUCGUAGCAAUGCUCAGAGGCAGGAAGUCAUUGCGGCGUACAAAUGUAACUUUGGAAAGGAUCUUAUUGAGGAUCUGAAAUAUGAGCUGACGGGUAAAUUUGAGCGUCUCAUUGUGUGUCUGAUGAGAGCACCAGCCUACCACGAUGCCAAAGAAAUAAAAGAUGCGCUCAAAGGAGCUGGAACCAACGAGAGGAGCUUGAUUGAAAUUCUGGCAUCGAGAAACAACAAACAAAUACAUGACAUGGUUCAAGCAUACCAGGAUGCCUACGGCAGAAACAUGGAGGAGGAUGUGAUAGGCGACACGUCAGGUCACUUUAAGAAGAUGAUGGUUGUUUUACUUCAGGGGACCAGAGAUGGGUCGGGAGUUGUGGAUGCAAAUCUGGUGGGGCAAGAUGCACAAGACCUUUAUGCUGCUGGCGAAGAGCAGUGGGGGACAGAUGAAGCCAAAUUCAUCAUGAUACUGGGAAACCGCAGUGUGACCCACCUCCGCAUGGUUUUCGAUGAAUACGAGAAGAUUGCAGAGAAAUCCAUCGAGGAAAGCAUCAAGAGCGAGUUGUCUGGAGACUUCGAGAGACUGAUGCUUGCUGUUGUCCAGUGCAUACGCAGUGUUCCUAUGUUCUUUGCCAAACGCCUUUACAAGUCAAUGAAGGGUCUCGGUACAGCCGACAACACACUGAUAAGGAUCAUGAUUGGUCGCUCUGAAAUAGACAUGUUGGAUAUUCGCGAGUGUUUCAGACUGGGAUAUGAAAAGUCACUUUAUAACAUGAUCAAGGAUGACACAUCGGGUGAUUACAAGAGGACUCUGUUGAAUCUAUGUGGAGGUGAUGAUGAUUUAGCUGGCGAGUUCUUCCCUGAAGCAGCUCAGAUAGCCUACAAGAUGUGGGAAACAAGUUCCAUGACCAAAGUCAAGCUGAGGCCAACAGUUGUCCCCUCACCCAACUUUGACCCUGCUGCUGAUGCACAAGCUUUAAGAAAAGCCAUGAAAGGAUUUGGAACAGAUGAAGAUGCAAUUAUUGACAUAGUUGCAAAUAGAAGUAAUGCACAGAGACAAGAGAUCAGACAGACCUUCAAAUCACUAUUGGGGAGGGAUCUGAUAAAGGACCUCAAGUCUGAACUGUCAAAAAACUUGGAGAGACUGAUCAUUGGUCUUAUGUUGACCCCAGCUGAGUUUGAUGCCAAAAUGAUGAGGAAAGCCAUAGAGGGCGCAGGCACAGAUGAACACGCGCUGAUUGAGAUCCUGGUCACCAGGAACAAUGAGGAAAUACAAGCCAUGAACGCUGCCUAUCAGGAAGCCUAUAAGAAGUCUAUGGAGUCAGCAAUUCAAUCUGACACAUCAGGUCACUUCUGCCGCAUCCUCGUUUCGCUUGUGCAGGGUGCAAGAGAAGAUGGCCCUGCAGAUUAUGAAAGGGCUAAUACAGAUGCUCAGGAACUUGCUGAUGCAUGUAAUGCUGAUUCUGAUGACAGAGUAAUGAAGUUCAUGAGUAUUUUGUGCACCAGGAGCUUCACUCAUCUAAGGAAAGUUUUCCAGGAGUUUGUCCGGUUCUCCAAUAAGGACAUCGAGCAGAUCAUCAAGAAGGAAAUGUCAGGAGAUGUUAAAAAUGCCUUUUAUGCCAUAGUUCGCAGUGUGAAGAACCAGCCUUCUUAUUUUGCAGACCGUUUGUACAAAGCCAUGAAGGGUCUCGGCACAGACGACAGAGCGUUGAUCCGCAUCAUGGUGUCCCGUAGCGAGAUUGACCUUUUCAACAUUCGUAAAGAGUUCAAGGAAACGCAGGACACCUCCCUGCACGAAUUCAUCAAGGUAGAGACAAUGAUCGGUGACACUUCAGGAGAUUAUCGCAAAACCCUGCUAGUGCUAUGUGGAGGGGAGGAUUAAAGAAAGCGCAUCUCCACAGCCUUCUUUCACAGGCCACAGUGACAAGGCCAGCCACCAACAGGACAGUGAAAAUGUGGUGGUCACUAUCUGUUGUCAGCACACUAAAUUGGUGCUACUUGUCUGCCAAACUAAAUUACCAUAUGUCCACAUCUUUCAAGGCAGUUUUCUGGUCACGUGGAAGAUCCUCUGUCAGGACAUUGCAUUACUUUUUUUUUAUUCUAGAGCUAUACUAUACUAUAUAUAUAAUAUAUAUAUAUAUAUAUAUAUAUAAUACUAUAGUAUUUGAAGGCGCAACAGUGCUUCCCCGAGACACAUUAAAUCAAAUCACUGUGAGUAUGUAUAACUAAAUAAAAAUCAAUAUUAUCUGGUGUCUUACAUUAUUGAUAUAAGUGAAGUUGAAUGUCUUCAAAUUUCCCUAAUGUCUAUUUUCAUCACAUCCUGUUUAUAGAAAGAACAAGUGCUCAGAUUUGCAUAUUAGCGUGAAGUUCAUUAAUUUAUUGUGUUGCUACUGGCACAAUGACAUUGUACUGAGCAGAACGGGAACUAUUUGCCAUGAGGAAACUCCCUCUAAGUCAGUAUCUCUUUAUAGAUUGUAUUAUAUGCCGCCAAAGGUUUAUGAAAGUAUGAGCAUGGGUUUUUUUAGAUCAAGAAGUGGCCAUUAAAAGCAUAAUGAAUAGUACAGCAACACAGUGUUAUUAGAUGUGCAAGGGCUUAUUACAAUGUUAGACUUUAAUAUUGCAGAAAUAUGUUAGUCCCCUGGAACCCAAAUGUGUACUAACAUUGGAACAUACUGUAAUGAAGGACAAAUCGGACAAGAAUUCACAAACAUGAAUAAAAACUUAGAAGUGA
This is a messenger RNA of Phyllopteryx taeniolatus (common seadragon), 3051 nucleotides long. RefSeq names its product annexin A6 (gene anxa6). Gene Ontology annotation, molecular function: phosphatidylserine binding; cholesterol binding; calcium ion binding. Bases 205 to 2202 code for a protein of 665 amino acids. NCBI's taxonomy places the organism in Eukaryota, Metazoa, Chordata, Actinopteri, Syngnathiformes, Syngnathidae. Gene Ontology annotation, biological process: growth plate cartilage chondrocyte differentiation; apoptotic signaling pathway; plasma membrane repair. The transcript has 25 exons. Gene Ontology annotation, cellular component: cytoplasm; focal adhesion. The record is from RefSeq and is a predicted model, not a curated record.